Messenger RNA from Colletotrichum godetiae, 863 nucleotides. RefSeq lists its product as uncharacterized. The record is from RefSeq and is a predicted model, not a curated record. The coding region runs from base 90 to 758 and encodes 222 amino acids. The transcript has 2 exons. NCBI's taxonomy places the organism in Eukaryota, Fungi, Ascomycota, Sordariomycetes, Glomerellales, Glomerellaceae.
UAUCAGACUUGUAUCCUCGCGUAUAAACUUUGGCAGUCAUCAAAAUAACCCGAAGCAUGCUAAAUUAGACAAGUGUCAGUUCGCAGUCGAUGCUGACAAGGGCCGGGCCACCGCUUAGUAAAGACACUCACUCUUCUUCCUACCUGUACGGAUACACCACCUUGACUACCUUACCUAAAGUGAUGUCUGGAUGUACCUGGAGUGGGCAGCACGCAGGAAACCCCGACCGACUAGGGAACCCAAACACCUGGGUGUCCCCUUCGCCCAGGUCCAUAUCUUGCUUCCUUCGGUGUUCCGUACCGCUGGAAUGUCAGAGCUCAUCACGCAUCACGCAUCGCCAGACGGAAGGGCGGAGAGAGGAAGCCGGAAUAGGCUGUUGGCAACUUCUUAGCCGCACUCGGCCCAAGAACACAAGACAACAACAGCUGCUCCUAUCGCCCGGCCUGGCCUUUACUGCUCUCUUACCCCGUCCAAUAGAACCAAACGUCCCUUUCAUGGGCAGCUUCUGCCACUUUUGGGUGCUUCGCUCCAACGCCACCAUCCAACCCAAAAUCGACAGGACGACGCAUCAUCGCCCAUAUCGACACAUUCGCUUCGAGCAGGUCUUGUCUUGCCCUCUGUCUCUUGCAUCUGAUUUGUCUACAACCCCGUGUGUUUUGUCUCAUCCCUUUCCCCACCCCCCUCUCACCGUCCCAUCAGCCCGCUCUCCCGACUCCCGAACAGGUGGUGAGGGACAAGAAGAACAGGCCCAACUCUGAAAAUAAUAGACGAUCUGAGCGAGCGGUACUGCUAUCCGCAAAGGCGGCCACAGAUUCACAGCACCCACCACCCCCGUUGACACAAAGAACCGGCCUACCUCUUCC